This is a messenger RNA of Saccostrea echinata, 1764 nucleotides long. RefSeq names its product orexin receptor type 2-like. The record is from RefSeq and is a predicted model, not a curated record. Gene Ontology annotation, cellular component: membrane. The transcript has 2 exons. The coding region runs from base 273 to 1523 and encodes 416 amino acids. NCBI's taxonomy places the organism in Eukaryota, Metazoa, Mollusca, Bivalvia, Ostreida, Ostreidae. Gene Ontology annotation, biological process: neuropeptide signaling pathway. Gene Ontology annotation, molecular function: G protein-coupled peptide receptor activity.
AUACUCGUGGACAGAGAGGUGAACUACAGCUGGGAGCUAAUGUCGAUAGAUGUAUCGAGUAGUUAGUGAGAUGUGUGUUUCUUAUCCUAUCUAAUGACCACCACAUUAUCAUAUUGCUGGCACGGCUUACAGGGUGAUACACACUUUGACUACUCAGAUGCAGUGUUUUAACAACGUUCACAAGUUACAUUUUAUCAUUUACAAGCACUCCGUCAUAAGAGUUUACUGAAUACAGCUGGUACUCUUUUCUUUCAACAGGUAGCUGAUAUUUUAUGGAAAUGAACAAUACGGAUUGUCACAACGAGCAGAUCGACUGCAGUGCAGAUGAGGGUAUACCAGGAUGUCCACUGAAGACGUCCGAUCUCAUUGUUAUCGCUAUGUUGGCCGUAUUCAGCGUCAUUGGAAUCAUAGGGAAUGGAAUCGUCAUUUUUGUGUACACGAAGAAGAAGGAUAAACUCACGUCAUCGGUUUUCAUUCUUGGGUUAGCAGUGUAUGACUUUUUGACCUGUUCUAUUAUAAUACCGUAUACUGCCUGUAUGAUAUACCUAAGGUUUAUGAUUCUGUUCGACGCUCUGUGUAAAACUUACAUGUUUUUGCUGACCUUCAGCGUACCACUCUCUGCGUUCUUAAUGGUGGCUAUUGCUGUAGACCGUUAUCUCUGCAUCUGCCAUCCAUUCUUGCAUCUGUUGAAUAAAACCCGGGCCAGGGCUGUUAUCGGCCUGUUGACAGUGUUCGCUUGUGUUCUGGGUGUACUAAGCUGUAUAUCGUAUUCUGUUUAUGUGUAUGCAGAAUCGUCGUCUGGGGAGUUUUCAAACUGCACUGAUGCGACACACAGUAAAGAUAAUAUCGUUCAGCAAACAAUUUCGACACCUUAUCUUCAGGAGGAAUAUACUGGUCAGUGUAAUUAUCCAGGAACAAUUGUGGGCAUGGCUUACUUAAUAACAUGGCAGAAAAUAUAUUCUUCGUUUUAUUUGAUAUCCCUGAUAAUUGUGCUUUUGCUUUAUAUUAUGAUUUAUUAUUCCGUCACCCGACGAAGGUCCAACAGAAGAAAGCAAAAGGCUAUGAAUAACAUUUGUCUUAAGGCCUCUCUCAAAGAACCACCAAGACAAACUACAUCAUCCCCGACUUCGUCAUUCACCGUGCUGUCCGCUAACGACAACAACGAAAACACCAAAGAACAAAGGAUACUACAGGUGGAAAUAGGUGAAAAUGGCAUUUCCUCUCGACCAGUGGAAAAUGCGGAUGAGACGUCGCCUCUUCAACAGCAGCAGACUCAUAAGAACCAUCAUCUCCAUAUCAGAGAUCAUGAUACAAUAGCUAACAUUAAGACAGCGUUGAUGCUCUUCAUCGUUGCAGUUGUCUUUAUCAUCGCCUUUUUCCCUGCUUGGUUGAUGGCACUAGGUGCCGUUACACACAACAACAUUGUUUUUUAUAUGUACUUUGCUUAUAAUGUUACUAAUCCUAUCAUUUAUGCCUUUAUGAAUCCAACAUUUAGAAGUGAUGUUAAGAAGAUAUGUCAUUAGAGCAUAAUAUUUGGAUAUUUUUUGUAAGGACAUACAUGUAGUACUCAGUGUGAUUUCUUGCUGGAGUGGUGUCCUUAGAAGGUUGAUAUGAACUGGUCCCAUAUCUAUUAACCUUCAAACGACUCGACGUGAAUUGUACUUGAAAAAAACAUCUGUUGUCAGUAUUAUUCUAUGUGUAGAGAAACCUGCUUAGUGAUGUAGUUGGGUAUGUAAUUUUCGUUGUUAAUUAUUCAAAACAAAA